This is a messenger RNA of Planococcus citri (citrus mealybug), 1034 nucleotides long. RefSeq names its product atrial natriuretic peptide-converting enzyme-like. The transcript has 6 exons. Gene Ontology annotation, cellular component: plasma membrane. The coding region runs from base 179 to 874 and encodes 231 amino acids. Gene Ontology annotation, molecular function: protein binding. The record is from RefSeq and is a predicted model, not a curated record. NCBI's taxonomy places the organism in Eukaryota, Metazoa, Arthropoda, Insecta, Hemiptera, Pseudococcidae.
UUUUGAUUUGAUUACGACUCUGUACCUAACUAUAAUCAUUUAUUUAUGCACUUAUAUUAUGUACACGCGAGUCCGUAUAGAUUUGUGCACUACAGAAUUAGAUACCUACGAACUUUCUGUUUGGAUUCCAAUAAAAAAUAAUAUUUGAUUUCCAUUGGUAUACCUACCAGCAAUAAAAAUGUUUAAAGUGAAGUAUUGUUGUACUUGGUGUUCGUUGAGAAAGGGUACGGCGAUUUUCGUGGUUGUACUAUCAGUCUUUUGCAUGCAAUUUUGUCAAGUUAUGACGACGGCAGAUGAAGGAUCUUUGGUCAUGUUUGUGGAGACACGGUUUACAUGCGAAAAUGGUGCGUCCAUUCGCGGACGUCAUGUAUGUGAUAGAAUAGGAGACUGUCCUAAUGACGAAGAUGAACUAGGUUGCGAUCGACCUUGUGGAUCUAAUGAAUUCCAAUGCAACGGUCAUGAAACUAAAGCAUGUAUUCCCAUAAGUUUCCGUUGCGAUGGAAAAAUCGACUGUUACGAUAAAACGGAUGAAGCUGAUUGUACAUACUGGCAAAUUGAUUAUGAGCGGUCUGAGCCUGUGUCUAUUAUGAUUGUGUUAGAAGACGAGACUUUUAAUAUCACUUGUUCCGUUUAUGGUGAACCUAUCCCGGAGAUAACGUGGUAUCGGGAUGACAAACCUGUUCCUAGUAAAUGUACAUCGACCAGGAUCAAAAGGAAUGGAGUAUUGAGUUGUCCGAAUAGCGAACUGGCAGAUGAAGGUUUAUACACUUGUAAAGGUAUAAACCGAAAAAAAUUCACUGUGUAUGCCCGCGUUUCAAGUCCAGGAACCAGGGUUAAGGUGGAAUCAUUACCAAUGGCAAAACAUAACAUAUAGGUGCCACCCAGAUGUUGAAAAAUUAUGGCUACUGCCACCCAGUGACAAUUUUUUAUUUUAUGCUCUGAAUUAUACACCCUUUAACGCCAUCUAUCGAUACCUAUAUAGAUAGUCCUAAGUACAUGUCAAAGAAAAUUAAAUAAAUAUAUCGCAUUAUUUA